This is a messenger RNA of Hyposmocoma kahamanoa, 1171 nucleotides long. RefSeq names its product piggyBac transposable element-derived protein 1-like. NCBI's taxonomy places the organism in Eukaryota, Metazoa, Arthropoda, Insecta, Lepidoptera, Cosmopterigidae. Bases 115 to 1110 code for a protein of 331 amino acids. The transcript has a single exon. The record is from RefSeq and is a predicted model, not a curated record.
UCGUCACCAGCACCUUCUUUGGCAUCUUCUUUAGAACGUCUGAAUAUAUCAACUAGUUCCGAACAUGACCACGAACUACAAAAUACUCACUUUGAAGUACACACAACGGAAGAAAUGGAUGUCCCUUUAACUCCUAUUAUGCAUGAAGUUAUAGAUGAAGAAAACUAUACCAAUAUUCCAUCUAUCUCAUCAAUUCCAUCUUUACCCACACCGACUGCUACGUCACGAAAAACCCGAUCCAAGCGUCCUAAGGUCCUGAGCAAAAGAUCCAAAGUUCUCAAGAAGUUUUCAUUAGAGUACACAUGGCGGCGAGCAUUUUUCCAACAUAGAGCUGAACUCGAAACAAGUAAUGAAAAUGAUGAGUACGAAGACAUCAGUUUAAACGAUACUGUGUUGGAUUAUUUUAUGAAAUUCUUUUCAGAAGAUAUUUUUGUGGACAUUGUUAACGAAACUAACAUGUAUUCUGUGCACAAAUCGGGAAAGUCCAUUGAUUUGUCAGUUGAUGAGUUUCGCGACUUCUUGGCAAUUAAAAUAAUGAUGGGUAUAGUCGUUAUGCCAUCUUACCUAGACUACUGGUCAAAGCAAUUUAGAUUUGCUCCAAUAGCGGACCUCAUGAGCCUCAAAAAGUACCAACUAAUACGUCGCUAUUUGCAUUUUGCUGACGUAAAUUUUGAAAACUCAGAUAGGCAUUAUAAAGUGCGACCUGUCGUCGAAAAAAUCAAGAAAAAUUGUCUGGCUCAGGAAACAGAAAGAAACUUUAGCGUCGACGAGAUGAUGAUUCCGUAUAAAGGAACCAAAGCUGGGAAACGACGCCAGUAUAUGAAAGACAAGCCUAAUAAGUGGGGCUUCAAAAACUAUGUGCGAGUUGGGCCAAGUGGAAUGAUUUACGAUUUCAUUCUGUAUGGAGGCGAAGACACCUUCCGAUUUCACAAAUUUGCCGACGAUGAAGCGACAAUCGGCUUUGGUGCACAAAUUGUACUAGCUCUUUGUCAAUCGAUAAAAAACAGACCAUCUACUGUGUGUUUUGACAACUUCUUUUCAUCUCCAGAGCUUGUGUAUAUUUUACGUGAAAGAUAUGGGCAUCUUUUCGCUUGGAACCAUUCGACGUAAUCGAUUGAGAGGAGCAGAUGAAAAACUGGUGAAUGAAAAAAUGCUUAAAAAGAAACCAAGA